Paracoccidioides brasiliensis Pb18 is the source of this 2055-nucleotide messenger RNA. RefSeq lists its product as uncharacterized. The coding region runs from base 1 to 2055 and encodes 684 amino acids. The record is from RefSeq and is a predicted model, not a curated record. Gene Ontology annotation, biological process: amino acid transmembrane transport. Gene Ontology annotation, cellular component: membrane. Gene Ontology annotation, molecular function: amino acid transmembrane transporter activity. The transcript has 13 exons.
AUGACAGUAUCGUACCAAUCUAUUCUAAUGGAUAACGAAAAACCUGAAGUGGUUGUUCCCAGGACGCACUUCCAUGAACUCCAUGAAGAGGAUACUCAAUUAUCGGAUGAUGCGCGUGUUGGACACCAUCUGUUCAUGGAUGAAGCACAGGUGGAAGAAGAGCGGAAAACGAGAGGGGACAGUGUCUGGCGAGUGUUGAAUGAGAGACAAAUUAAUCCUAUUUCGAUUCCUAGCACCAUCGGAAAUGGGCUUUUUCUCGGUAGUGGUCGAUCCCUUGCCUCUGCUGGGCCUGGUGGCGCAGUCCUUGGCUAUAUACUUAUGGGCACGGUUAUCGCGUCGGUCGUCUCUUGUCUAGGUGAAAUGACAGCGCUGAUGCCGGUGAAUGCUCCUGUUAUGGAGUUCCCUCGCCGCUUCUUAGACCGUGGGGUUGGUUUUGCCAUCGGUUGGAUAUACUGGUUCGCGUACGCUGUUCUAGCCGCUGACCAGCUAGUCGCCGUAGCAAAUACUAUCCGCUUUAAGUAUGUCGACGACAAAGGGAUCCAUUUGGAAUGGGUGACCGGAGGGAGUGUCCAUCCCGCAGUGUGGGUGUCUGUGGUUUUGAUAGCCGUAACAUUAAUCAACACGCUGCCCGUGAAGUACUAUGGCCAACUUGAAUACGUCUUUGGGUGCAUAAAAAUCUGUUUUCUCGUUUUGGUUAUCUUACUGAUGGUUAUUUUGGAUACCACUCAGCCGCUGGAUACCAGUUACUACACGACCCCAGUCGGUACCAGAUACUGGGACUCACCGUACUCCUUUUUUGCGCCGCGUUAUACGGUCAGGAGUCAUACGACCGGCGAAGUUCAGCGAGUGAUCGAGGGUUCCGUCGGGACAUUUCUUGGGAUGUGGACGACCUUCACAAACAUUAUUUUUUCGUAUGUAGGCAUGGACAUGGUUGCAGCCACAGCAGCAGAAAGUAAAGCUUUGUCCAAUGCCGAGAGCAUGAAGAUGGCAUCGCGCAAGGUUUCCAUACGAGCAGUGACACUGUAUACCCUCUGCAUGUUGACGUCUUCAUUUGUCGUCCCUUACGAUCACCCUUUUCUCAACGGCCGGGGGCAAUCCGAGAGCGCACACUCGAUAUUUUUGAUCGCUGUAGUCCAGGGAGGUCUUCCAGCGGCUGCCCACUUUUUCAAUGCAAUCUACCUAUUUUCAGCUUUUUCCUCCGGUAUUAACUCCAUGUACGUCUCCUCAAGAGUUUUGCAUACUCUAGCGCUGCGUGAUCAAACAGGGCCGGAGUUUAUCACGAGAAGGCUGCGUCAAUGCCACAAUGGUGUACCACUCAGGGCAGUUCUGGUAACUGGCGCAUUGAUGUGUCUCGGAUACUUGGGGACUGGGUCCUCUGGCCAGAGACUGAGCGAGCUUUCGACGAACUGUACAGUGUCCUGUUUGAUUGUGUACAUUGUCAUCUGCGGGACUUACUUAGGUUUUUUCAAAACGCUACAUGAUGUUAAGCGCUACGGAAAUACAUCAGAAGCCCAAGCCGCCUGCUAUGACCGUAACCACCCGCAGUAUCCUUAUAAAUCCCACGGCCAGUGGUUAAAAGCUUGCUACGGCUUGGUUGUAUGCACCGUCCUGGUGGUCUUUAAUGGAGUGCCCUCCUUCUUACAGGACCCAUUCGAUAUUCGAGGGUUCUUUGCAUCGUAUAUUGGAGUCCCGGUAUUCUUUGUGCUUGUCAUAGGCUACAAGCUGUCAAAGCACGGAUUCAACUUUUCGCAAUGGGGCCCAGAGAGGUCCAACGAUCUCGGCAACUGUGUCCAGGUCACAAGCGAGAGGAGAAAAGGAAGAUUGCAUUUUCCAGACGAAGGGCUUACCAAAGGUAACGUCCUUGAGUUGAUCCAAUGGAUCUGGUCUAAGUUAGCCUCAAGUUCCUCAACCCUUGACACUUGGUUUGACCACACCCUUGGGACUUUGAAGAAAAGUGGAGGUCUCGUAUUCGUCAAAUUAGACCCAGACCUUGAAUCAACAGCAGAAGCAAAAGGAGGAGAGCAGGGAAGUGUUGGCCCAACAUCAUGGGGCUAA